AUGUCGGCCUCGGAUAGGACGCUCAUUGCGCUCAUUGCCGAUGAGGACUCGACGACAGGUCUGCUGCUUGCGGGCAUUGGCAACGUCGACGAGAAGGGCGAGAAGAACUUUAUGAUCGUCGAUAACAAGACCUCGGUUGCAGACAUUGAAUCGACCUUCAACCACUUCACCGCUGAACGAAAGGACAUCGGCAUCCUGCUCAUCAACCAGCACAUCGCCGAAAAGAUCCGCCCCAUCGUGGACAGGUACACGCAGGCCUUCCCGGCGUUGCUCGAGAUCCCUGCCAAAGAUCACCCCUACGACCCGGCGAAAGACAGCGUACUCAAGCGCGUGCAGAAGCUUUUCGGAGAGUAG
Molecule: messenger RNA, 354 nt
Organism: Sporisorium graminicola
Lineage: Eukaryota; Fungi; Basidiomycota; Ustilaginomycetes; Ustilaginales; Ustilaginaceae
Exons: 3
Coding region: 1-354 (117 amino acids)
Biological process (GO): proton transmembrane transport
Cellular component (GO): fungal-type vacuole membrane; proton-transporting V-type ATPase, V1 domain
Molecular function (GO): proton-transporting ATPase activity, rotational mechanism
Source: RefSeq, a predicted model, not a curated record